AUGCUGCAUGUAGCUGACUCAUCGAUGAAAAGAUUUGUGUAUGAGAUGUGGCGGGAGGAAAAUCUGCCUGCAACGUUAUUGCAGAAAUUGGUCAAGAAUAGGAAAUCUAUUGUUGUUGAUUACUCUUCCCCAAAUAUUGCCAAACAAUUUCAUGUUGGCAAUUUCAGAUCCACUGUUAUUGGGCGCUAUAUCGAUACAAUAAAUAGAGCUGCUGGCAAUAAAGUUAUAUCUCUCAACUACAUCGGUGAUUGGGGGUUGCAGUUUGCACUGAUUGCUGCUCACUGGCCUGUAAUGAAACCCUCCCAAGAGGUAUGGUCUACGUGGAACACUGUGCAAAAAUUUACAUUUUUGGCUAAAUGCUACGUUGAAGCGAACAAAUUAGCUGAACAUUCCAGCAGUUUUUUACAAAAAGCUUACAAUAUUCUUGCCAGCAUGGAAAAUUCUUUGUUAACCGCUGGUACCAAUGAUCAUUUAUCGUUCUGGCAAAAUGCAAGGCAGUUAUCUCAUGAACAGUUGCAUCAUUUUUAUAGACGUAUGAACUUAUCAAUGGAUGUGGAAUAUUUCGAGUCUGACUUUGUCGUUUCUGCUCAUCAGUUAAUUAAUCGUAUGUUACGAGAAGGGCAAGCAGAAAACGGCAGUGAUGGUGUUGUUACAGUCAUAUGCAAAGAACUGAAUAGGUCUAUUGUUAUCAGAAGAUCUAAUAACACGACUCUUUAUUUGUCGAGGGACUUAGCAUCGGUUUUAUUACGGGAACAGUUGUAUGCAGCGGAUAAGUAUUUCUAUGUGGUUGAUCAUGCACAGCGACAACAUUUCACCAAUUUGAAGUGUCUUUUGAAUGCCAUUGGACGAAAUGAUAUUGGUGAAAAAAUACAUCAUGUCUCAUUUGGACGCGUAAAAGGUCUUUCUACCAGGCUGGGAGAAGUUGAAUUGGUAAGUAAAAUACUAGAACAUGGUUUGGAACUUGCAAAAUCCUUUAUCACCAAAUCUAGAACGAUGAAAAUUAGCCAGAAUGAAAUUCCUCAAGUCGCAGCGAAUCUGUCACUUGGAACAAUGAUAGUGAAUGAUCUCAAAAGGGCACGAUCCACCAAUUACUCGUUUUCAUUCGAUAAGGCUUUUCAAAUGAAUCAAAAUAAUGCGCUUCUUCUACAGACGAAACAUAGCCGGCUAAUGUCAAUCGAGGAACGGAAUCAUGGCUUGAAGCAGAAUCUAAUGGAGGGAUUUGAGGGGAAUUUCGAAACGAAUGAAGCGAGUUGGCUUCUUUUGAAACAAUUCAAAGCAUUUCCUGAUAUCCUAUAUGCUAGCUACCAAGAAAUGGAACCUUGCCGAUUAACCGUGUAUUUAUUGCAACUGGCAAAUGUUGUAGGCUUCGCUUCUUCCAUCCUUCGAAUAUCAAACGAACCACUGGAGAUAGCAAUACCAAGACUUUUGCUAUUAUCAACUGCACGGAAAAUUCUAGACAGUGGGAUGCGUCUGCUAGGAAUAGAACCACUGAAGAAAAUGUGA
Brugia malayi is the source of this 1503-nucleotide messenger RNA. RefSeq lists its product as uncharacterized. Gene Ontology annotation, molecular function: ATP binding; arginine-tRNA ligase activity. Bases 1 to 1503 code for a protein of 500 amino acids. NCBI's taxonomy places the organism in Eukaryota, Metazoa, Nematoda, Chromadorea, Rhabditida, Onchocercidae. The record is from RefSeq and is a predicted model, not a curated record. Gene Ontology annotation, cellular component: mitochondrion. Gene Ontology annotation, biological process: arginyl-tRNA aminoacylation; mitochondrial translation. The transcript is spliced from 8 exons.